Molecule: messenger RNA, 333 nt
Organism: Penicillium canariense
Lineage: Eukaryota; Fungi; Ascomycota; Eurotiomycetes; Eurotiales; Aspergillaceae
Product: CVNH domain-containing protein
Exons: 2
Coding region: 1-333 (110 amino acids)
Source: RefSeq, a predicted model, not a curated record
AUGAGCUUCCACUUGUCCGCCGUCGACAUCGACCUUGAAGAUGGCCAUAUCCUAAAAGCCACUCUUACAAUGGGAGAUGGAGAGGAGGUGAAGUCCGAGCUGGAUCUUAAUAAGUACAUUGGCAAUAACAAUGGUUCUUUUGAGUGGGAAGGCGAGAACUUCAAGGACAGGGCCGAGGACAUCGAGUUCUCCUGUGAGCCCCGUGAUGAUGGCGAGGAAAUCCCCGUACUUCGAGCCAACUUAGGCAACCUUGAUGGAGAGAAAGUGUCCGCAGACAUCAAUUUGGUGGAGCGUAUUACUAAUGAGGAUGGGCAUUUGAAGUUUGUUGAAUAA